AUGGCAGCUGCAGCUCACUGCCACAGUGCUGCACUGCCAAGUGUUCAACUACCAUGUGAGGCUGCCAGCGACUCCUCCGAGUGCUCUGCUGAUUCCUGGAUUCAUGUGGAUUCGAUGUGUACUUGCUGCUUUCUCCCGAAUGCAUAUUUCACCGUGUUGGCAGAAGAUGAGGAGGACCUGCUACCUGCUCGCAAGUUGUUCCAGGGUGCCCAGGUCGUCGCGGCCAAUGGUCGCUUCACUGAAGUGGCCUACCCACCUGAGCAACAUCAAGUGGAUUCCGUCAUUCAGCUCCAGGCCGGUCCUGCAUGCCUGGUGGUGAGCCCUGACCAUCGGAUCCUGGUUCCUGGAAACCGGACCGUGGAAGCCAAGGAGCUGCAGAUUGGCAGUGAAGUGAUUUUGGCCCAUGGCACCCAGGCCAUCCUCACCGCUGUGGAGUGGAAGCACGAACCUACCAUUGUGUUGAAGAUUGGCUUCAAGCCCGACCUUCCAGUGGCUGCCUUCAUGCUUCCCAAUGCGAUUUUGAGCAAGGGCUUUCGCCAGAGGCCCUUCCGCCGUGGCUUGAGGAGGUCUCCUGAACCGGCUGAAGACUCCUGGUCCGUCCCAGCUACUGAAGGGCAUUUGACGUCAUGA
Molecule: messenger RNA, 630 nt
Organism: Durusdinium trenchii
Lineage: Eukaryota; Dinophyceae; Suessiales; Symbiodiniaceae
Source: the annotation of a GenBank genome assembly